Molecule: messenger RNA, 393 nt
Organism: Ectocarpus siliculosus
Lineage: Eukaryota; Phaeophyceae; Ectocarpales; Ectocarpaceae
Source: the annotation of a GenBank genome assembly
AUGAAGACGUGCAGGACAACCAGGAGUUGGCGCCGGCGGCACCGGAGGAGGGGCAUCAAGAACGGUAGCAACUAUUGUUACCUCAACGCCAGCAUUCAAAUGCUGCUGGCGUUGCCAGGGGUCAGGACUAUGGUGUUCCAAAGCAUGUCUGGCAUGGUCCCAGGCAACGAUGUCGACACGAACAACACCUGCCCCACAAAGGAGGACGUGAUGAAGGUGAUAAUGGCGGCGAAGAGGUUCACAGAACGAGGGGGCACGCGUGCAGACGGAGACACAGUGCUCAUGGCGAAGAGGAUCACCGUCCACGUCUUGGGAUGGGCCUUUAAGCACACUACAAACGAGAGGGCAUCAAGCGGAACCAGGCUGGGGAGUACUCGGGGAAACCACGCAUGA